Messenger RNA from Drosophila willistoni, 1643 nucleotides. RefSeq names its product UNC93-like protein MFSD11. NCBI's taxonomy places the organism in Eukaryota, Metazoa, Arthropoda, Insecta, Diptera, Drosophilidae. The transcript has 4 exons. The record is from RefSeq and is a predicted model, not a curated record. The coding region runs from base 330 to 1643 and encodes 437 amino acids.
CCAAACUGAAUAUUCUCUCUGUCGAGUAAACAACACUCUCUUCGUGCUCUCUGUGUUUUGGUUACGAUUUUUUGCGUAUUUUUAUUGCUAUCUUAGUUUACUAUUUACUAUUCAGUUAUUGUUUAAAGUUUAAACAAAUGUUGAUGGCAGUUUCUUUUGUGUGAAUGUGAUUUGUGUAGAAAAGUCCCGCUUUUAAUUGUUUAUAAAUUGAUAAGAACAUUGACGCCCCCGCCACGUCCAUUGUUUUGAAUUUACAUUUACAUGAAUAACGAUAACAAACAUCAAUAAAAUUAUUAACUUUAUGUGUAAACGGCAAAGACAACAACACAAUGGAUAUGAAAUUUUUAAUGAUUUUGAUUUUGGGCUUUGGCUUUAUGUUUGUCUUUACGGCAUUCCAGACAAUGUGUAAUAUAGAGAAAACCAUUUUGGAUAGCAUUGCUCAAGAAGAUGACACAUUUAAAGGAGAAGGCUACACAAGCCUGGCCAUUAUAUAUUUAUUUUUCUCCCUGUCCAAUUGGUUGGCGCCGUCCUUUAUCUCAUUUACCGGACCUCGUGCGGCCAUGGUAGUGGGAGCCUUAACCUAUACUGCGUUUAUGAUUACGUUUAUAUUCCCAUCGACAGUUUUGCUGUAUGUCGGCAGUGCGGUAUUGGGACUGGGAGCAUCGAUUACAUGGACGGGUCAGGGCACGUAUCUGGCACGUUGCAGUAGCUCCGGCACAAUUUCACGGAAUUCGGGCGUGUUUUGGGCUUUGCUGCAGUGCAGCAUGUUCAUUGGCAACCUCUUUGUGUAUUACCAAUUCCAAGAUAAGUCACACAUUGACAAGGAGACGCGUAAUCUGGUGAUUGGUGUGCUAACCAUCAUCGCUGUUUUGGGAAUUGUAUUCCUUGCGGCUUUGCGUUUUAUGGCCGAUAAUGCGGAGCACGAUAAUGAGCUGGAACAGAAGCAUACGGGUUGUGGACAAGCCCUGUAUGCCCUUAAAUCGGCCGGUCAAUUAUUUUGCACUCGAAAAAUGUUACUCCUCAGUUUGGCCUUCUUUUAUACAGGACUGGAACUAUCCUUCUUUAGCGGUGUGUUUGGCUCGGCCAUUGGUUUCACAAAGGAAAUAGCUGAAACCCCCAAAGAGAUUGUCGGUCUUGUGGGCAUUUGCAUUGGCGCUGGUGAGGUCUUCGGCGGCGGACUCUUUGGCAUAUUAGGAAACAAGACGACACGUUUUGGCCGGGAUCCGAUUGUUAUUGCCGGCUAUAUAAUGCAUAUGGUGGCCUAUUUUCUGACCUUUAUCAAUUUGCCGAAUAGUGCUCCAUUUAAAGAUACCACCGAUAUAUCGUACCUAGAUCCACCCAGGGCCAGCAUUGCUCUGGUCUGUGCAUUUCUACUAGGACUUGGAGAUGCUUGUUUUAAUACACAAAUAUAUUCGAUGCUCGGUGGCGAGUAUGUCAAUAAUGCAGUGGGCGCUUUUGCGCUGUUUAAAUUUACCCAGUCGGUGGCGGCGGCAAUUAGCUUCUUCUAUUCGGCGCAUUUUGGACUCUAUAUCCAAUUGGGUAUACUUGUGGUGACCGGAACUAUUGGCACCAUAUCGUUUGUGUUUGUUGAAUGGGCAUUUAAGCGACAGCAUCGUGAACAGGAGGAGGCCCUAGAAAAGUAG